AUGGUCCACAAUGGACCCGACCAAGCAGCUUCGACACUGGCAACCCAUGUCGGUGAGGAAGAAAGACACCCUAAGCGAAUCAUUCUACGGCUGCGUGUGGAUGAGUUCAUUUCCUGCCAUCCGACGGAAUUCGACCGUGCUAUUAUAGCCUAUCUCGAGUCUGUGGGUCGUCGUCCGGACGAACUUACCAAGCGCCUCCACCAGCCCCACAUUGAGCCUUUCCAAGACCCAAGCAUGAAGCAGAAAAGUUUUCAUAUCGUCCUUGAUCUGGAGAAGGAUAUGAUUAGUGAGCCAGAUAUGAAGACGGUUCCGCAUGAGGCAUAUCGUGUUCGCCGAGCCCAGGAUGGUUCAUUGUAA
This is a messenger RNA of Aspergillus melleus, 357 nucleotides long. RefSeq lists its product as uncharacterized. Lineage: Eukaryota; Fungi; Ascomycota; Eurotiomycetes; Eurotiales; Aspergillaceae. The transcript has a single exon. The coding region runs from base 1 to 357 and encodes 118 amino acids. The record is from RefSeq and is a predicted model, not a curated record.